Molecule: messenger RNA, 1785 nt
Organism: Paraglomus brasilianum
Lineage: Eukaryota; Fungi; Glomeromycota; Glomeromycetes; Paraglomerales; Paraglomeraceae
Source: the annotation of a GenBank genome assembly
AUGUCUACUUCUAAACAGAAGCGUCAAGCAAAAAAAGCAGCCAAGGCAGCUGCUCCCAAAAAUACUGCUAACGGUACCUCAACUGUAAAUGAAACCUCAGAUGCUAACGGACUAUCGCUGGAUUCAUUGAAAAUAUCUAGCGAAAGAACCGCUACCGGUGUAUUAGAAUCACACCCGCUGUCUCGAGAUGUAAAGAUUGGGCAAUAUAAUUUAUCUUUCUUUGGUAGAGUGUUGAUUGAAAAUGCCACAAUCGAGUUGAACUUUGGCCGGCGAUAUGGACUUAUUGCUCAAAACGGAGCUGGAAAAAGUACAUUCCUGGUUUCACUCGCUGCAGGAGAAGUUGAGAUACCGUCACAUAUCGAUAUUCAUUUGCUAAACCAUGAGGCAGAUCCGUCUGACGUGAAUGCUACAGAAUAUGUUGUGAAAGCAGCGAAAGAGGAAGUCCAACGUCUCGAACGAGAGGUUGAAGAUAUUCUUGCCACGGAAGAUGGAGCAGAUGACCCUCGGCUUGAGGAUUUAUAUGAUCGAAUAUCUGCUUUGGAUGAAUCUACUUUUGAGGCACGCGCGGCUAGCCUCCUCAAUGGUCUUGGCUUUUCUCAAGAGAUGAUGAGAAAACAGACGAAAGACAUGUCUGGUGGUUGGAGGAUGAGGGUUGCACUUGCAAAGGCUCUAUUUAUUCGGCCUACCUUGUUGUUGCUCGAUGAACCAACCAACCACUUGGAUUUAGAAGCUUGUGUUUGGUUAGAAGAAUACCUCAAAAGCUAUAACCGUAUAUUGGUUAUCGUCUCACAUUCCCAGGAUUUCUUAAAUGGUGUUUGCACGAAUAUUAUACAUCUCACCCAACAACGUAAACUGAUUUACUACGGUGGAAACUACGAUACGUAUGUGCGUACGAGAAUAGAACAGGAAACCAAUCAAAUGAAAGCCUACCACAAGCAACAAGAUGAGAUAGCGCAUAUUAAGAAAUUUAUCGCUUCAGCCGGUACCUACGCCAACUUGGUCAGACAAGCCAAGAGUAAGCAAAAGAUUAUCGAUAAAAUGGAAGCAGCUGGUCUUAUAGAGAAGGUCGAGACAGAAUCUACCUUCAAAUUCAAGUUUAAUGAUGUACCCAAAUUACCUCCACCAGUUUUGCAGUUUGAUCAAGUAUCUUUCUCGUACAGUGGUCUUCCGAAAGAUUACCUUUAUGAUGAACUUGAUUUGGCUGUAGAUAUGGACUCUCGCGUGGCGUUAGUUGGUCCAAAUGGUACUGGGAAAAGUACUCUCCUCAAAUUGAUGAUGGGAGAACUCCAGCCAACGAAAGGCCGCAUUGCAAGACAUACCAAUCUUAAACUAGCCAAAUACAGUCAGCACAGUGCUGAUCAGCUUGAUCUUGAAUUGAGUCCUAUUCAAUAUAUGAGACGAAAGUUUGCUCAUCUUAAGGGAGACACGGACUACUGGCGAAGUCAAAUUGGCCGUUAUGGUCUUUCCGGAGCACAGCAAACGUCGCCGAUCAAGACUUUGAGUGAUGGUUUGAAAUCUCGAAUUGUAUUCGCUGAACUUGUAUUAUCCGUCCCCGACAUAGUCCUUAUGGACGAACCGACAAAUCACUUGGAUAUGGAAAGCAUAGAUUCACUAGCAAAUGCCAUAAAAAGUUUUUCGGGCGGAGUUGUCUUAGUAUCCCACGACUUUAGAUUGAUUUCCCAAGUUGCUGAGGAAAUAUGGGUGUGUGGUAACAAGACAGUUACACCUUGGAAUGCAAGUAUUGAAGCAUACAAAAAGCAUCUGGCAAAGGGUGUUAAAAUCUAA